ACGACCCGAAAAUCGUCACAAUCAAACUACAAGCUGCUCAGAACCGUCUGGAGGAGUUCUAACAAAAGUGGAGGAUCAAAAUCAACCCUUCCAAGACGCAAGCCAUCUUCUUUACGCGCCGAAGAGCGCCCAAGUACCUCCCGAGUUCCAAGGUCAAAGUCUGCGGCUUGGAGGUGGACUGGUCCAAAGAGGCCAAGUAUCUAGGCCUUGCCCUAGACACCGGGCUUCGCUACGACAAGCACAUCGACCAGACGCUCAAAAAGUGCAAAAACCUGACGAAGGCUCUCUACUCGCUGGUGAACCGACGCUCCCGAUUACAACUCCACAACAAACUGUUGCUGUACAAGUGCGUUUUCCGUGCAGUCCUGACGUACGGAUCUCCAACGUGGAAAACCUGCGCAGCUACCCACCGCAAAAAGCUUCAAAGGAUGCAGAAUAAAUUGCUGAAGAUGAUCUACAACCUCGAUCCGUGGCACCCCACCGAUGAUCUCCACCAGCUUGCCGAACUGGAGACGAUCGACCAGUUUAUCGAUCGCUUGUUCCAGAAGUUCCGGACCAGCUGCCAGAUGUCGGACAACCCACUGAUAGAAGCCAUCCUUCCCCUUUAAUGAAGCGGAACUCAACCCCACCACUCGUCUGUGAUAUUAGUUUUAAGGAACCCCACGUUUCGAUCUCACUAGGUUUUUUGGCCAAAUUUUCCCUAGUUUUUGUUUAAUUGCAUUCGAAGAACCUUCUGUUACCAAGCGGUUAUUGAAAAGGAAAUAGUUGCAAGGAACACCAAAUCUCUAUGAACCAGUCAUUCACACAAGUUGUAAAAUUGUUAUUUCGGUAAAUAAA
Culex pipiens pallens (northern house mosquito) is the source of this 837-nucleotide messenger RNA. RefSeq lists its product as uncharacterized. The transcript has a single exon. NCBI's taxonomy places the organism in Eukaryota, Metazoa, Arthropoda, Insecta, Diptera, Culicidae. Bases 429 to 608 code for a protein of 59 amino acids. The record is from RefSeq and is a predicted model, not a curated record.